Morchella sextelata is the source of this 1353-nucleotide messenger RNA. RefSeq lists its product as uncharacterized. Gene Ontology annotation, biological process: microtubule-based movement. The coding region runs from base 1 to 1353 and encodes 450 amino acids. Gene Ontology annotation, molecular function: microtubule motor activity; ATP hydrolysis activity; ATP binding. The transcript has 3 exons. Lineage: Eukaryota; Fungi; Ascomycota; Pezizomycetes; Pezizales; Morchellaceae. The record is from RefSeq and is a predicted model, not a curated record. Gene Ontology annotation, cellular component: microtubule; nucleus; kinesin complex.
AUGGCUCUUGAAGUUCUAUUCAAUGCCUUUGGCCACCGCGUGGUUGAUUUUAACAAAGUCGAUCUCCAAACUCUCGAUAAUUCCGAGGCCCUAGUUCUCGACACACCCACAUUCCACGAGAGGAUGCAAAGUUCCCUACCUUCUACAAUAUCAGCGUGGGAUACAUCGAAAGAGCAGAAAAAGGUUGUUUCGGGCUUACGGAAGGUCUAUGCAGCGAGUUAUGCCGAGGCUUUACAGAUAAUUGAACAUGGUCAAGCCAACAGAACUGUAUCAACUACUCAUACCAAUAAUCCAAGUUCUCGAAGCCACGCCUUCUUGCAAAUCGAAAUCAAGAGAUUCUCAUCGCGAAAUACAGAAAGAGGAAGUGCAAACUUAUGCAUUGUCGAUCUUGCCGGCUCGGAACGUUCACGCACCGCAGAAGCAGGAAGCAUAAAUCGUAGCCUCAUGUGUCUUGGUCAAUGUCUCCAGCUCCAAAAUGAAGGUUCCGAUAACGGCAAGCCAAGCAUCGUUCCAUGGCGGCAAUCAAAACUGACAGAAUUGUUAUUCAGCAACUCGUUUUCUGGUGCAGGAGGUGGACAAGGCGCAUGUAUGAUUGUGACUGCAGACGCAAUGGGCGAUUUCAGUGCCACCUCCCAAAUCCUCAGAUACUCAGCUCUUGCCCGAGAAGUCUCUGCACCACGAAUAAGUCGCUCCCUCUCAAUAUGCUCGUCCGUGUCCUCAUGCUCAGAGUCGGCUGUCGAUGCUCUUGCUGGAAGUAUUUCUUCUCUCGCCAUUGCCACUGAUCUCACUAUACCUCCCCUCAGCGCUGCACCUGAAGAACCAAGCAAGGACACAAUAAUAGCACGUCUUCUCUCGAAACUCCAUGAAACCGAAUCUCGAUUGCAACUUGCCGAGGAACGUUGUGAGGCGUUGGAAAACAAAUGUUUGUUCAUUGAGCAGUCUGUACGCGAGGAAGUGGCAGAUGAUAUGGAGUUAAGAUUAGAAGAAGUACGGCGGAGUAUGCUGGAUAGACUGAGGGUAGAGGAAGAAUGGAGAGAAGGUUAUGUUGAUGGAAAAAUUGAGAUUAUGAAACGGGGAAUCCAAGUUCAUGAAGACGCCCCACGAUCUGUAUACCUAAGAAUAGAAGAGCUUGAAGAUGAGAACGAAAGAUUGAGACGGGAAUUAAUGCAGCUGAAACGGGAGGCUGGCAAUAGGAGUCCAAGCAAGGGGCAAAUUCCGAGGGAAGUGAGGGAGGCCGGUUAUCGAACCCCAAGCAAGGGUCAAGUUGUGAAGGGAAGAAAGGGGUCAAAGCCGUUGAAGGAUGUGUUGAAUUUGGAAGCAUUUCGAGCACUAACGAUUAGCGGGGAGCGGUGA